AUGCACAUGCCGCGCACUUCCCAACAACUCAAGACUGCGCCCAAGUCUAGCUUAGUUAGGAAGCACAGGUGGAUGGUGAGAGCCAGUGCUCGUUGUGUCAGCAAGUCUCGGAAAAUAGCACCUCGCGCCUCAAAGAAUAGAGAAGACGAGCCGCGUCAUCUCAAACUUCACAUCGUUGUAGCUGGUGGGGGCUUGGGUGGACUAUUUCUGGCCAUCUGUCUGACAAAGAAAGGCUUUGACGUGACAGUGCUGGAGCGUACCCAACAGUAUAGAGCUUAUGGAGGUCCCAUACAACUCGCGAGUAAUGGUACCGGUGUUCUGAAGGCAGUCAGUCAACGAUUGUACGAUAUCGUCCGACAGAAUAGUCGUUCUUUCUGGGAGACUACGAGCGGUAUUAAGGACGGCUCCAACGGGGCAUGGUUGUUCAAGUUUGAUGCAAUAACAGAGAUACCCAAGAAGCUCCAGUUACCUUUCGCGGUAUGCGUCGAUAGAUCGGAUUUGCAGAGUUGCCUAUUGAACGAGAUCAGUGCCAUUAAUGAAGAUGAUUCAUACGGCUGUACAGAACUAAGAAUGGGAACGAAGGUACAGUCAUACACGCAAGACAAAGUUUCCGGUAAAGUUAGGGCACAACUUGUCGGCGCGGGCUACGUUGAGGGCGAUAUUUUAGUCGGCGCUGACGGGAUUUGGAGUGACGUGCGUGCCCAAAUGCUAUGUGAACCACUAAGGGGACGAGGCUCUCAGAGCACUGCUUCUCACACAGGCUUCAAACUAUUUAGCGAUCUGCCCAUCUAUGAAACUGGUGAUUUUUUUGAUAUCGGUUACUGUGCAUAUAUAGGCCCCAAUCACUAUUUUGUCACAUGCCCUGAUCGCCGUGGGCGCAUCCAGUGGUAUGCGUUCAUCAAGGGCGAACCGGAUGGUGAGCUAGUAGGAAGUCCAAAAGGCUUUUUGUUGCACCAGUUUCGAGAUUGGUCUAGCGAAGUCAAAUCUUUGAUUUCUGUUUCUGAUGACGCAAAUAUCACUCAACGAGAUCUAUGGGAUCGUCCUCCUUGUUUGAAAGGAUGGUCAGACGGAAACGUGGUACUCCUGGGAGAUUCAUGCCAUGCUACCAUGCCAAAUAUUGGUCAAGGCUGUGGUUUGGCGUUUGAAGAUGCUUUUGUUCUUGCAGACAUUCUAAGCAAUGUGCAGGAUCUAGGUGAAAUUGAAAGAUCACUAAAAACAUAUUGUGCAAAGCGUUUGGGCCGCACAGCUGCUAUACAAGGUCUUGGACGAAUGAAUAGUGAGGCCAUCAAGAUUCUAACUCCGUUACUCCCAAUAAAACCAGUUAUUGACUUCGUUGUCUCACCUUUCCUACCUUUUAUCUUCGAACUACAGUUUGGAUAUUGCUACUCAUUCUGUCCCUCGAAAGAAAAUCUGGAAGAUAGUUUGUCUAACGCGUCUAGGAUGCGAAAUCGACACGAACUUGAGUGCAAGGACACAUGGAGAGACAUGCCAUCAACCAUGCACAAAGAAAGCGAGCACUCAGUUUGA
Ostreococcus tauri is the source of this 1527-nucleotide messenger RNA. RefSeq names its product Monooxygenase, FAD-binding. The transcript has a single exon. The record is from RefSeq and is a predicted model, not a curated record. Bases 1 to 1527 code for a protein of 508 amino acids. NCBI's taxonomy places the organism in Eukaryota, Viridiplantae, Chlorophyta, Mamiellophyceae, Mamiellales, Bathycoccaceae. Gene Ontology annotation, molecular function: FAD binding.